UCAGCUUGCUCUUGAUGAGCACUUAACUGUACAGUCAUUGUUAAGAUGUGGACGCUCGUAGCACUAACUCUGGCUCUAGCCAUCCUGGCCGUUUCUCCUGCACAGGCUGGUGAUUAUCGUCGAAGACCGAAUGCAAACAUAAUUCUGACCCAAGAACAGAGAAGAGGUCCCAUUGUUAAUCUUGUAGGCGAUAACACCGUUUUGGGUCAGGGCAACACUGGCCAAGGUAGCAGUGGCCCCGUCUUUGGCUCUGGCGUCGGCAGUGGCCCCGUCUUUGGCUCUGGCGUCGGCAGUGGCACCGUCUUUGGCGUCGGCAGUGGCACCGUCUUUGGCGUCGGCAGUGGGCGUCGGCAUGACACCGUCUUUGGCUCUGGCGUCGGCAGUGGCCCGUCUUUGGCGUCGGCAGUGACACCGUCUUUAGCUCAGGCGUCGGCAGUGGCCCCGUCUUUGGCUCUGGCGUCGGCAGUGGAUCUGGCGUCGGCAGUGGAUCUGGCGUCGGCAGUGGCCCCGUCUUCGGCUCUGGCGUCGGCAGUGGCCCCGUCUUCGGCUCUGGCGUCGGCAGUGGCCCCGUCUUCGGCUCUGGCGUCAGCAGUGGCCCGUCUUCGGCUCUGGCGUCGGCAGUGGCCCCGUCUUCGCUCUGGCGUCGGCAGUGGCCCCGUCUUCGGCUCUGGCGUCGGCAGUGGCCCCGUCUUCGGCUCUGGCGUCGGCAGUGGCCCCGUCUUCGGCUCUGGCGUCGGCAGUGGCCCCGUCUUCGGCUCUGGCGUCGGCAGUGGUCAGGUCAGGCGGGUGGAGUCCUUAAUCACGCCCACUGUCACCCAGACAGUCACACUGGACAGGUUCGUGACCUUGACUGACCUGGCUUUCCACAGCGUAGCAGUGACUCUGACUUCCCUUAGACUACAGACCAUCACGGCGGGAACGCACGCGGUGGUACAAACACCAGUCGACGACCACGUCGCUCUCCAGACCACGGUAGUUGUCAGGCCCACGUCGGUCACCGUCAACUGCCUGAAGUCUGACUUCAGGAUGGUGACUGAAGUGGUGGUAGACCACGUCACAAUCACCCACACCUCUUACGUCAUCAAUCAGAUCACCGUCACCACCCUCGUCACACAGGCCCUGACCUACACCUCCACACUGGUACGGUCGAUCAUAAACACUCAAAGGACAACCUUGACUGACCUCCGGACAGUGUAUGACACCAUGUUCGUGCAGGGCACCUACGGUACUCCCGCCGCCGUCUAGUGUCCUCGCGGCGUCCACUAAUGCCGGCCUUUAUUAACCAAUCCUUUGUACACCAGAAUUCAUACCACCGCCGUCUAGUGCCCUCGCGGCGUCCACUAUUGCCAGCCUUUAUUAACUAGUCCCUUGUACACCAGCACUUCCAAUCAUAAUCUUGCAUUGUAUACACUUGAGCAUUAUUCAAUAAAACUUUUAUU
This is a messenger RNA of Homarus americanus (American lobster), 1439 nucleotides long. Its product is annotated as putative per-hexamer repeat protein 5. The transcript is spliced from 6 exons. The coding region runs from base 46 to 1245 and encodes 399 amino acids. Lineage: Eukaryota; Metazoa; Arthropoda; Malacostraca; Decapoda; Nephropidae. The record is from RefSeq and is a predicted model, not a curated record.